Molecule: messenger RNA, 1020 nt
Organism: Prunus avium (sweet cherry)
Lineage: Eukaryota; Viridiplantae; Streptophyta; Magnoliopsida; Rosales; Rosaceae
Source: RefSeq, a predicted model, not a curated record
AUGGAAAAGGGCUGCUUCAACUAUGCCAAAGGUUGCGAAGAUUGUCAAAGGAAUGGUCCGAUACAGCAUGUACCAGCUGUUCCUCUAAACCCAAUCGUGAAACCUCGACCUUUCAGAGGAUGGGCCGUGGAUUUCGUAGGUAAAGUCGUGCCUAGUUCUAGCAACGAGCACACAUUCAUUAUAGUGGCCACCGAUUAUUUCAUAAAAUGGGUAGAGGCAAGUGCAGUCAAAUCCAUUUCCUCUUCAGUGGUGAUCACCUUCAUUAAACAACAAAUCAUCCACAGGUUUGGGAUCCCAGAAACAAUCACUACAGACAAAGGUACAUCCUUCAUUUCCAAAGAAAUCCAAGACUUUUCCGACGCCUACGGCAUCAAGUUCGUACAGUCUAGUCCCUAUUUCCCACGGGCAAAUGGUCAGGCAGAGUCUACCAACAAAGUUUUGAUCAACAUCAUCAAAAAGAUGGCCGAAAAAAAUCCUAGAGACUGGCACGAAAGGUUAUCCAAGGCACUUUGGGCGGACCGGACGUCAAAGAAAACGUCUAUCGAUACUACCCCUUUCGCGUUGACAUACGGUCAUGACGCAGUUCUGCCGGUCGAAAUCAGCGUGCAAUCUCUACGCAUAGAGAGGCAGCCUUAUAUGAAUGACGCAGCUUAUGUCGAAUUCAUGAUGCAGGAAUUGGAGCAGUUAAGCCCGAUUCGGGCCAAGGCCCUAAAUCAUCUCAUGGUUGGCAAACAGGCGGUGGCUCGGGCUUACAACAAAAGGGUCCGAGGAAUGACAUUCGAAGAAGGAGAACUUGUCUGUCGUGCUAUUUUACCCCUAGGAACCCACGUGUCGGGACUUGGGAAAUGGAGUCCCACUUGGGAAGGUCCAUUUGUGGUCCACAAAAUCCUAGGAAAAGGGGCCUAUCUACUGCAAGAUAGAGAUGGAACCCCCCACCAGCACCCUAUAAACGGACAAUGGUUAAAAAAGUUUCUUCCUUCUUUAUGGGAAACGACAGGCAUCGACCUUAGUGAUGACUGA